Molecule: messenger RNA, 603 nt
Organism: Fulvia fulva
Lineage: Eukaryota; Fungi; Ascomycota; Dothideomycetes; Mycosphaerellales; Mycosphaerellaceae
Exons: 1
Coding region: 1-603 (200 amino acids)
Source: RefSeq, a predicted model, not a curated record
AUGGCGUCGCUACACCCACCACCAUCAGCACCGGCGCCGAAAGCAACACUCCUCACGCUGCCUCGAGAGCUUCGCGACAUGAUCUACGAGUUUGUCUUCCUCGAUACAAUCGUCCACGUCACAGAGCAGUACCCCAGACGGUCACCUUGGCUCGCACGCUCUACCAAGAACCACGACGCCCUCCUCCGCACGUGCCUCCAGAUAUACGACGAGUCCUGGAACAUCUACUACCGCCUCACAACUUUCUACGUCGACUCCUCGCCUCUCUCAGCCCUCUGGUAUCGUCAACUCGACGCAUAUCAGAAAAGCAGCAUUCGAGAGAUGCGUUGCACGACCUGGUACAACAGACAUUCCAACACGUAUUGGAUGUAUGGGCGGCUUUCGGACAAGUACGCAUCGAUCGCAAUGUAUUGGACUUGGUACGAGGCUCAGAGGGCGCUGAAGGAGACUAGAACAGUCUUCGAGCAGGCUGGAGGCCCAAUCAAGGAGGGUGUGAUGAAGAUCGAGAUUGACAAAUGGGAUGGAAUGGGCAUUGAAAGGGUCUGGAGCAUGGAGCCUUGUGGGGAGGAGUAUUCGGUGUGGAAGAGGGAUAAUCUGGGUUGA